UUUCCAGUGGGAGGAGGGAGGACGCGGACUUUGUUCCCCGAGCUCUGCCUCCAGAUGACCUCAUGCCGGGGAAAAGAGGAGGAGAAGAAGUAGGAAAAGGAGGAGUCCGCGGCGUGCUCGUAGUCUACCUUGCUGAAUCAAGCUGGGUCUGGGACUGAGUUCGUGUGGAAGUACGCUGUAAGAACCGGGAGAACUUUUCCCCCCCCUUUUGCCGGCACUGUGAUCUCCAUGACAUUUACCAGGGGCCUUAAAGAGAGGAUUCCAGGAACCUCACCAUGUUCAAGGCUGUGCUGAAGAAGAAUAGAGAUGGAGGCAAAGGGAACAAGAAGGAGUCGGGUGAUGUCAACAGUCAUGGUGCACAAAGAAGAUUCCCACCUGAAGGAAACCCCCUGCCUCAGGGGCCUGGCAGCAGCCACCUUUAUGUGCAAGAUGAUGCACUGAAGUUAGGAUUUGCCAAGGGAGUAUCAAUGUCUCUUCCUUCCUCACCUCUUCUUCCACGACAGUCCUACAUGAUGCCCUUACGCCAAAACAAGAGAUCUCCAGGCCCGACCAGGAAGCCCAAAUAUGUAGAGAGCCCUCGCGUUCCUUCUGAUGCCAUCAUGUCAGCACUCAGAAAGGUGGCUGAUAGCAAGGAUUCCUCCCACAGUGAGCUGCAAGCGGAGCAACAGCCAAGCUCCUCCUCUCCUGCCACUCAGGAACUGAUGACAAGGCUGGGCUUUUUACUGGGAGAAGGGAUCCCGGGCACAGCACGCAUACCUAUGGACGACAAGAAUGAAAAGAAGUGCACUCUGACCAGCCAGGGAAUUAGCCCCUGCUCCACCCUGACCAGCAGCACGGCAUCUCCCAGCACCGACAGCCCAUGCUCCACUCUCAACAGCACGACAAGUCGUCCCCCACUCAGUCGUUCCAGCCCCUGUGGGACCAUCACCAGCCCCAGCUCCACUCUGGAGAGCAAGGACAGCGGGAUCAUAGCCACCAUCACUAGUUCCUCAGAGAAUGACGACCGCAGCGGCUCCAGCCUCGAGUGGAGUAAAGAUGGCAGCCUAAGGAGCACCGGGUGCCAUGGCUUGGCGCAGAGCGUGCGGGCUGACACGUGCUCUCCCGUGGUGGAAGAAGAGUCCAGUAGUGCCACGGCAACACCAGCUGACACCCCGUCGAGGACAGACCCGCAGCAGCAGCAGCCGCCGCCGCCCCACACACCAGCCGGAGCACAGGGGCCACCACGACCACUAGGUCACACAUCCGACGGGCCUAAUCCGUAUCCACCGCAGGCAUCAUCCUCCCUCAUAAUGCCGAGGCCAAACUCUGUCGCUGCAACCAGCUCCACCAAGCUGGAGGACCUGAGCUAUCUUGAUGAGCAGCGUAACACGCCCCUGAGGACGUCCAUUCGCCUGCCGUGGCACAACACAGGAGGGAGGCCACCGCAUGACCCUAAAGGACGCUUUGCUCCCUACAAACCUUCAGACAUCAUGCUCAAGCCCCUGCUGUUUGAGGUUCCCAGCAUCACUACAGACUCUGUGUUUGUCGGCCGAGACUGGCUGUUUCAGCAGCUUGAGGACAUGCUGAAGGCCAGCGAGUCCAGUGAAAACCACGGAGUGGUGGUGGUGGGCAGCGUUGGGUAUGGGAAGACGGCCAUUAUCUCCCGGCUGGUGGCGCUGAGCUGUCACGGAGGGCGCAUGCGCCAGAUUGCCUCCAACAGUCCCAGUGCCUCGCCUAAAAGUAGUGCGGGACAAGGCACAGAACUCCCCCUCAGCCAGCCGCCACAGCCCACUCCACCACCCAGUGCCACCAACACACUUAGCAGCAACAGCUGUCCAGGAACUCCUGAGAUGCAACGGCGCAGAGAGGAGGCUGUCAAACGGCUGGCUUCAAAGGUGGUUGCGUAUCAUUAUUGCCAGGCCGACAACACGUACACCUGCCUGGUACCAGAGUUUGUGCACAGUAUCGCAGCUUUGCUGUGCCGAGCCCAUCAGCUCACUGCCUACCGAGAGCUACUGCUGAAAGAGCCCCACCUCCAGAGCAUGCUCAGCCUGCGCUCCUGCGUCCAAGACCCCAUGGCUGCUUUCCGAAGGGGGGUCCUGGAGCCGCUGGGCAACCUUCGUAAUGAGAAGAGAAUUUCAGAGGAGGACCAUAUAAUUUUGAUAGAUGGACUUAAUGAAGCGGAGUUUCAUAAGCCUGACUAUGGAGACACCAUCGCUUCUUUCAUCACUAAGAUCAUUCCCAAAUUUCCUUCCUGGCUGAAGCUGGUGGUCACUGUCCGGGUUAACUUAAUGGAGAUCACCAGCCUUCUCUCGUUCUCUAAAAUCUCCCUGGAUGAUUUUACGGACAACAAAGAGAUCACUAAUGACCUCAAUUCCUACAUCCAGUACCGGAUCAACAGCAGCAAGGACAUCAUGAACAACAUCAGCCUGAACGGCAAGGCUGAUCCCGGCACUGUGACCAAGCUCAGCGGCCACCUGACCUCGCGCAGCCAGGGCUCCUACCUGUAUCUGAAGCUCACGCUGGAUCUCUUUGAGAGAGGCCACCUGGUGAUCAAAAGUGCCAGCUACAAAGUAGUGCCUGUUUCGCUGGCUGAACUGUACCAGCUCCAGUGCAACAUGAAGUUCAUGACCAACUCGGCCUUCGAGCGGUCCCUGCCUAUCCUCAACGUGGCUCUGGCGUCGCUGCACCCGAUGACGGACGAUCAGCUGUUUCAGGCCAUCAACGCCGGCCACGUCCGAGGGGAGCUGCAGUGGGAGGACUUCCAGCAGCGCAUGGAGCUGCUCUCGUGCUUUCUCAUCAAACGGCGAGAUAAAACGCGCAUGUUUUGCCACCCGUCCUUCAGAGAGUGGCUGGUGUGGAGAGCUGACGGAGAGAGCACAGAUUUCCUCUGUGACCCCAGGACUGGCCACGCUCUGAUGGCCUUUAUGCUGUCACGCCAAGAGGGGAAACUGAACCGUCAGCAGACGAUGGAGCUGGGACACCACAUCCUGAAGGCACACAUCUUCAAGGGUCUGAGUAAGAAAACAGGCGUUCCAUCUAGUGUGCUUCAAGCUUUAUGGAUCAGCUGCAGUGCUGAUGGUCUUUCUGCAGCCUUGGCUUCCCUGAGGAACCUCUACACACCAAAUGUCAAGGUGAGCCGCCUGCUGAUGCUGGGAGGGGCGAACGUGAACUACCGGACAGAAGUCCUGAACAAUGCCCCAGUGCUUUGUGUUCAGUGUCACCUCGGUCACCAUGAGAUCGCCUCACUUCUGCUGGAGUUUGGCGCCAGCGUUGAUGUUGUGUCUGAAAAUGGGAUGAGCCCAUUGAGCUUCUCAGCCGCUGGAGGACACCUGGGUUUAGUCAUGUUGCUCUGCAAGCGGGGGGCCAAGGUGGAUCACGUAGAUAAGAGCGGCCAGUGUGCUCUGGUCCACGCCGCGUUGCGUGGACACUCCGAGAUCAUCCAGUACCUGCUGGAGCUUGAAUGGAGCGGUGAGGGGCAGCAGCAGGACUCCUCUCUGAAGAACAAAGCUCUGCAGCAGGCUUUGAUCGCAGCCUCGAGCAUGGGACACACACAGGUUGUGAGAGCCCUGCUGGCGCUGAAAAAUGAGCAUGCUGUGCAAAUUGAUAGUCAUGACACUCUGUGGGGCGAGACAGCUCUGACAGCUGCUGCAGGCCGGGGGAAGAUGGAGGUGUGCGGCUUCCUGCUGGAGCAGGGGGCGGUGGUGCAGCAGGUGAACCGGCGGGGGGUGUCUCCCCUGUUCUGCGCUGUCAGACAGGGACACUGGCAGAUUGCAGAGCUGCUGCUGCAACACGGUGCUGACAUUAACAUCAGCGACAAGCAGGGUAGGACGCUGCUCAUGGUGGCUGCCUGCGAGGGUCACCUGAGUACAGUUGAGUUCCUGUUGUCUAAAGGUGCUUCUUUAACUUCGAUGGACAAAGAGGGACUGAUGCCUCUUAGCUGGGCGUGUUUGAAAGGACAUAAGAAUGUGGUGCAGUUUUUGGUGGAGAAAGGUGCGGUCAUCGACCACACGGACAAAAACGGACGGACGCCGCUGGACCUCGCCGCCUUCUACGGAGAUGCUGAGAUUGUCCAGUACUUGGUAGAAAGAGGAGCAGUGAUUGAGCAUGUGGACCACAGUGGGAUGAGACCUCUGGACCGGGCCAUCGGAUGCAGGAACACGUCAGUGGUGGUGACUCUGCUGAAGAAAGGGGCCAAGCUGGGCUACAGAACGUCUCCUUACGAUCGAUCAGGGAAUGCUGCCUGGGCCAUGGCUACUUCCAAGCCUGAUAUCCUCAUCAUUCUUCUGCAGAAGCUGAUGGAGGAGGGAAACCUGCUAUACAAGAAAGGGAAGAUGAAAGAGGCGGCUCAGAGGUACCAGUACGCCCUCAGGAAGUUUCCUCGGGAAGGCUUUGGUGAUGACCUGAAGGCUUUUAAAGACCUGCGGGUCUCUUUGUAUCUCAAUCUCUCCCGGUGUCGCAGAAAAACCAAUGAUUUUGGGAUGGCUGAGGAAUUUGCAACAAAAGCGCUGGAGCUGAAACCCAAAUCCUACGAGGCCUACUAUGCCAGAGCCAGAGCUAAAAGAAGCAGCAGACAGUUCACUGCAGCCCUGGCCGACCUGCAGGAAGCAGCCAAACUGUGUCCGAAUAAUCGAGAGAUCCGUCGUCUCCUGGCUCGAGUUGAAGAGGAGUGCAAACAGAUGCAGAGAGCGCAGACUAAAGGCAGCUUCGCUGGAGCUGCGGCUGCUUGCAGCCAGGCAUCAGGAGGCCACGAAUCUGAUCCAGAGCAGAAUGAGAGCCAGAUUGACCCGUCAGAGCACAGGCCGGCGAGGAGCUUGGAAGCCCAAAGAGACAUUCUGGAGGAGGAGGAAGAGGAGAAGGACGAUGACGAGGAUCCAGUGGCCUUGAAGCGCGACAGGACAGGUGAAGCCUGCUGGUCCCAGAACAGUUUCUCCUUCAACAGAGAAUCCACAGAUGUUAACAGCUGUGCGACCCCCACCUCCCCUCCGGGCCCCAGCAGACUCCCCCCACACCGAUACCCUCGAGAGCACCGGGAGGCGCUGGCCCAGCAGGCGCUGGUCCUGCAGCCCACCAAGCAGGCUCAGAUAAUAAAGACCAAUCAGCACAUGACUUCCAUGCAGGCCGUGGGGGGCCGCUCUGCUGGGGGCAAAUCUCAGUACGCACCCUCCAGCCCGUUGCCCAGCCGACACAUGUCCAGGAAGCUGAAGCCAGGUCCCGGUAUUGACAUAAGCCCCCUGCCUGCUCCGGCUGAUGAGCCAGUGUACGAGAACCGCAUGUUGCUGGGGGCCGCUUCCUCCUUCAUGGGUCAGAGUUGUGACAGCGACAGCCUGCUUUCUUCCCAGGCUUCGUACUUAUCCUGCAGCUCCUCCAAAGCUCUGGGGCCGGAGAGGCUGUCUGCCCACUCUGCUUCUUCUCUGGAGGGCUUGGCCUGCUCCGGCCCGGGACACUUGGGGAACCACGAUGCUGCAGCGGCGGGACCUCAGGGAGGAAGCGUCAACAGCAUGCGCGUGUCCAGCUCCACCAGCAGCCUGGCGUCCAGCAGCAGCUUGUCGGACAGCGGCAAACUGGGACCCGACGUCCGCAGCAAAAUCUCAGAGAAAAAGCACAAUCAGCAGGGCGGCGCUGGUGGGGAGUAUAAACCCAGACCUUUCAUGGGCAUAACUGACAAAACGGCUCGAUUUCAGCAGCAACAGCAGCCGUGCCAUCCGAGCCUUCAGUCAGUCAGUCGCAGCUGGUUUAACCACUCCUCUGACGGCUUGAUGUGCCACAACGUGUCGACGAUGGGUCUGCAGCCGGUCGACUGUGAGCUGUCUUACGGCAAAUCGGUGAGCACUUACCAGGAGCAGCACAAAGCGUCGCUGCCACAGGGUGGCGCCGUGAUGAGUGGCUUACACAAUGGCAUGCAUGCCAAGGAAUUGGAGAAGUUCUGCCAAGUGGCCAACUGCUACAAAGAGUCCAAGCCAGCGCUGGCCAUGCCGCAUACUUUCAUAGACGGUAACUCCAAGCAGCCUGGCCUGGGCCGAGAUAAUCCCGCCAUUCAUGUAGCUUCAAUGAAACCAAAGCGAUCCUUUAUAGAGUCGAACGUGUAGGAAUGGUUCAUCUCUCCACACCGUCCACAACGCACACAAGCAAAAAUCCAAAAUGAGGGACAAUUUUUUUUUGUUUUGUUUUGUUUUUUUUUUUAAACCAGCGCCAGAUUCCAGUUUCACCCGAGAUUUUAAGGAGUGCAGUUUGCUGGCUGCUUGUGCAUACAAACGAGCAGCUUAGAGUUUUACUCCUCUUGGUCUGCAGCUUCUGUUACACGACAGCAUGUCCGGCGUCAUUCAGCCAAGCUGGAAACAUUGCACUGAAGGUCUGCGGACACGACGUACAAUCCUGAUCGACGCAGCGAGACACGGAGCACGUUACACACACUUAGGCCAAGCAAGUGCUCCAACGGCUCACACAGUUACAAUAUGUUAUUACUGAACACACAGUUAGGCUUAAAAUGUGUUCACAUCUAUGGUGCUGAGUGGCUAGUUUCAAAAAAAGUUUCUGACCUAUUCACUUUUUACACACUUGUACAUAAAAUAAAAUAAAAAAUCAUUACUGAAAAGAGAAACUGCUUCUAGACUUCCUGUCAGGUCUGUCUUGUUCACUUUAAGUAUGAUUCGGUUCUAGCUUUUAACACUUUAAACGUGUCAUAAUAAAGGAAGACAUUAACAUUUGGUAGAUUACAGCUCAUCCUGGCGGAGGAAUAAUAAUCUUGUGAUUAUGCAACACAUUUUCUCUUCAAAUUUGAGGUCUACUGGAGCGAUUCAUGUCAUCUAUGUCUCCUACAGGAAUGUUGCUGAUUGUUGCAUUAGUGAUCUCUCAGAACACAGAUUUCCACCUUUCACAUCAGCAAGGUUCAAAUUAAUGAAACUCAUGAUUCAAAAGCAAAGUAAGGCCCCUCCAAGCUUUGUGUAAAUGUGUAAUCAGUGAACUUUGACCAUCGUGACUCAAGUUUUGGAGGGGAGAAGAAAGGACCAGCUCAUAACAUACAGCGUAAUUUCUGACAGCAAAACUACAACCAAUGAUUUUGCUGCUGCUGUCCUCUCUAUGGGAUUAAAAUCUUAGAGUUCCCAGAGUCAUUUGAGAGUAAAUUUCCUGAAUCUGAAUUGGCAAACGAGUGGAAUAAAAAAAAAAAAUUCAAUUAAGUUUUCCUUUAGCCCCACCAAAUUCCUUAGAACAAAAAACGUAAAAUGUUAAACAUUUAUUUUAGUUUGGUGGUUUAUGGUGAUGCAAUCAUUUUUAAUGUUUUUAAAGUUCCUUUUGCUUGAGUGUCGAGAUUGUUGCCGUUUAACAAUCUUUUAAUAUUAUAGUAGCACAAA
Molecule: messenger RNA, 7331 nt
Organism: Poecilia latipinna (sailfin molly)
Lineage: Eukaryota; Metazoa; Chordata; Actinopteri; Cyprinodontiformes; Poeciliidae
Gene: tanc1b
Product: tetratricopeptide repeat, ankyrin repeat and coiled-coil containing 1b
Exons: 27
Coding region: 276-6068 (1930 amino acids)
Molecular function (GO): protein binding
Source: RefSeq, a predicted model, not a curated record